GAGAGAGGUUCCUCUGAUAUGAUCCACUAGUGUCUUGUCACAUCUUUCUUCUCUCUUACUUUUACUUUGAUGCAAUUAUUACCUCUUUUAACUUACGUGUAGUUUUCACACCAUUCAACCUUCUCUCUCUCUAUCUCUCACUCUGAACCAACCAAGAAUAGUAGUAGCCUUUACAGCUUUACCUUGAUAACAACAGUACUUUUAAACCCUCCAUUGAACUCUCUUUUCUACUUUUAUACAAACAAAAAAGAGAUUAUAGAUCUCUUACUUAAAUGCUCUUUCCUCCAUUCUACUUCUGUUAUAACAUCCAAACAUCUUAACCUCUCAUCAUUCCUCAGCCAACCCAGUUCUCUUCAUUUCUUCUCUUCCGUAUCUAGAAAGUAGUGAAACAGUAGAGAGAGAGAUUUAUAUUUCUAGAGAGAGAAAAUAUAAAAGAUGGACUUUGGAGGGAACAUGUUCUGUCUCAACAACAGAGACCAAAAUAAUACUAACAACACCAACGGUAACAGUAACAGUAACGGUUUCACUUGGGGUAGUAGUAGUACUACUACGAGUAACAGUGCAUGGAACAACAACACUUUCAACGUUGCCGUUGCCGUCAACCCCGGUUUAGACAACGCGGUGAUGUUUCAUCCGCAUGCAAACGAAGGCGGUGUACGGGAGGUUCGGGGGAGCUACACGGAGGCGUUCGGUGGAGGUUUGGCUAGGGCUCAUCACGUGAUGCCGGAUCCGCAUCUCACGUGUUUGAAGUUGGGGAAGAGGCAUUAUUUUGAGGAUGUGAGUGGUGGAGGUGGAGGCGGUGGAGGCGGUGGGGGUUUGGUGGAUAAGAGAGGGAAAGGGUACUGUGGUGGUGGUGGGAAGGCGGUGGCGGGUUUGGCGGUGGGGAGUUCGGUGGCGAGGUGUCAGGUGGAUGGAUGCCACGUGGGAUUGAUGAACGCGAAGGAGUAUCAUAGGAGACAUAAGGUUUGUGAGAUGCAUUCAAAGGCACCAAAAGUUGUGGUGAUGGGUUUGGAGCAGAGAUUCUGUCAGCAGUGUAGCAGGUUCCAUGUUGUUUCGGAGUUUGAUGAUUCUAAGAGAAGUUGUAGGAGAAGACUGGCAGGACACAAUGAGAGAAGAAGAAAGAGUUCCCACGAUUCUGUUUCAAGGAGUUCAUCACAAGGUGGGUGUGCUCUCUCUCUUCUGUCAUCAAGGACUGAUGCAUGGCUUUCUCCCGAUGAUCUCUCCGUAAGAUGCAGUGCUGCGUUAAGCGAAUUGAUAGCAGAAAACCGGGCAGCGAUAAUGGCUAGGCAAUAUGUCUCCGAUAGAGACUGGCAUUUGCAACACCAUGCAGUGGAAGACUACAAAGAGAUCCAACCCGAGUCCAACUAUUUCCCGCAACAGAUGUUUCCGCAGACACACUAACGAUUGUUCCUAGGACACGGAGCUUGGAAAUUCAUUGCAGUUAGUCAAUCAGAAUUGUUGGAUGAAGAUCGGAUGUUUCUGAUCCUCAUCCAACUAUUCGGACUUACCGAAUGCGAUGAAUCUCGAUCCAAGAAGCCUGACCUAAAGUUUAUUAGAGAAAUAAGUGUGCCCUAAAAGGAAAGGACACAGGUUUAUUAAGUUUUCAACUAUUUAAUGUCUCCUAAAAAUAAAAGUUUAGAACUCUUUUCCAGACUCAUUAGGGUUAAAAAUUUUCAAGAUUGUAUUGGUAUCUCUAAUUUCCGUUAAGCAUUUGCAAAUUUCUUUGUAUUGAGUUCCAUUGCUUGAAUAUUUUUAUGGAA
This is a messenger RNA of Vicia villosa (hairy vetch), 1760 nucleotides long. Its product is annotated as squamosa promoter-binding-like protein 7. NCBI's taxonomy places the organism in Eukaryota, Viridiplantae, Streptophyta, Magnoliopsida, Fabales, Fabaceae. The transcript has 3 exons. The record is from RefSeq and is a predicted model, not a curated record. Gene Ontology annotation, molecular function: DNA binding. Gene Ontology annotation, cellular component: nucleus. The coding region runs from base 436 to 1401 and encodes 321 amino acids.